This is a messenger RNA of Verruconis gallopava, 2104 nucleotides long. RefSeq lists its product as uncharacterized. NCBI's taxonomy places the organism in Eukaryota, Fungi, Ascomycota, Dothideomycetes, Venturiales, Sympoventuriaceae. Gene Ontology annotation, biological process: proteolysis. Gene Ontology annotation, molecular function: zinc ion binding; metalloaminopeptidase activity. The coding region runs from base 87 to 1856 and encodes 589 amino acids. The transcript has a single exon. The record is from RefSeq and is a predicted model, not a curated record. Gene Ontology annotation, cellular component: fungal-type vacuole.
CUCAGCUUUAUGAGCCUCAUACCGCUCUCAUAUUCCGGACGUGAGAUACACGUUGCCUUUCCGCUUCCUUACCCGCCUAUCGAACCAUGACCAAGAAUAUUCGCAAAGCCAAAUCCAUGGGCGCAAUGCGCCGCUCCAGCCUUGGAGAGGUCAAGACCUUACAAGAGGUGUGCUCAGCACUCACCCACAUCGGUCGACCGUACGGGCGCCAGCAGUCGUCCCUGCAGCCUGAAGCAGAGCGAGCGAAACCAGAUGAUCCAUACCCGCAGAAUCCUAAGCGUGUUGCAUUCAAGGAGCUUGGCGCCAUGGCACAAGAAGCCAUACGCGACUCCAUAUUGGCGCUUCCUUCGGUGCCAACUCACACGCCUACUUCAGGGACACGCGCUGCGGUCUCCAAGCGGAGCGAAAUACCAGGCUACAGGCCGUAUCGAUUCUCAAAGGACCCAGCUGCCUACACUCAGCCGUUUUGCGAUUUCUUGACCGAGAACCCGACUGUCUUCCACGCCGUCUCCGCCGUUGCUGCCGAGUGUACCGCCGCGGGCUACACACAACUGUCCGAGCGCUCUGAAUGGAACCUGGUGCCAGGCGGGAAGUACAUCGUUACGCGUAAUGGCAGCAGUCUCAUUGCUUUCACCGUAGGCGACGAUUACAAGCCCGGCAACGGAAUGGCCAUGCUAGCAGGUCAUGUGGACGUACUCACGGCAAGAUUAAAGCCGAUACCAAAGCUGAGAACAAAAGCAGGAUAUGUACAGCUCGGUGUGGCCCCAUAUGCAGGCGCGCUGAACAGCACCUGGUGGGAUCGUGAUCUCGGCAUCGGCGGAAGGGUGCUUGUCAGGCACGCCUCGGGCAAGGUUGAAUCGAAGCUGGUCAGUCUACCCUGGCCGAUAGCGAGGAUACCGACCCUGGCGCCUCAUUUUGGUGCUGCUGCAAAUGGUCCAUUCAACAAGGAAACGCAGAUGGUACCUAUCAUUGGGCUUGACAACAGUGAUCUGAGUGACUUCUCCAAGUCAAGUUCAGAUGACCCCUCUUUUGAUUCAUCAUCGUGUCUAGGGGGUGCAGGUUCCUUUACCGCUACGCAACCAGAGCGUCUUGUAAAAGCGAUCGCAAACGAGAUCGGCGUGGCCGACUACUCCCAAAUUAUCAAUUGGGAGCUGGAGCUCUUCGAUAUACAGCCCGCGCAAACAGGUGGCCUGGACCGCGAGUUUAUCUUUGCUGGCCGCAUCGACGAUAGACUGUGCUCUUGGGCUGCCGUACAAGCCCUCCUCAAUACGGAUACCAAGGGCAGCGGUAUAAUAAAACUCGUGGGCCUCUUUGACGACGAGGAAGUUGGUUCAUUACUUCGCCAGGGCGCUCGCGGCAAUUUUCUACCAAUGACCAUUGAGCGCAUCGUUGAAACGUUCGCCUUCUCAAACGUGAGCAACACACUUGCUCGUACAUAUGCAAACUCUUUCCUUGUUUCCUCAGACGUCAUCCACGCCGUCAACCCGAACUUCCUUGGCGCCUACUUAGAGAACCAUUCACCCCGCCUCAACGUUGGCGUGGCAGUCACGGCAGACUCCAACGCGCAUAUGACGACGGAUUCCGUUUCGACUGCAAUCUUCCAGGCCUGCGCGGACAAGGCAGGUCAGAAACUGCAGGUGUUCCAAAUCCGGAACGACAGUCGAAGCGGCGGAACUGUCGGGCCCAUGCUGAGUUCUGCGAUGGGCGUGCGGGCCAUCGACGCCGGAAUCGUCCAACUAAGUAUGCAUAGCAUUCGCGCAACUACCGGCUCUCUGGAUCCCGGACUUGGUGUGAUCAUGUUCCAGGCAUUUCUGGAGCACUUUGAGAGUGUCGACAAAGAUUUUUCAGCAUUUUAGCUGCGUUGCAAGUAAUGCUUUCUUAUAUACCAAUGCUCGAAGCGGUUUUAGCGGCUAUCCGAGUGUAUUAUGUGAUGACAUGCUCGUCUUCUUUCUGUGUAUUUUCGUGGCGUUUGGGCUUGAUUAGGACUGGAGCACUACUCUUGUAACCUGGUAGAUAUCUAGAUAGUUCUGAACGCUAAACUUGCCCUUUCAUAACAGUCCCUUGAUUUGCAAGUAAGCGGAGAGUCGCAAUGAGUACAUUAAUC